GAUCCACCUGUAGCUGUACGUGUGCGCGCGAUCCGUAAGUGUAUUACGCAAGUGUCCUUAGACUCCGCACGCGCACUAUGCAAUGGCAGCUCUGGAGGAGGAGGAAACAGCACUAGACGUUGUUGUUGUGGGGUCGUGUAAUACAGACUUAAUCAGUUAUGUCUGCCGUUUACCUAAGCCAGGAGAAACCAUUCAUGGAUCCAAAUUUACUAUUGGGUUUGGAGGCAAAGGAGCAAAUCAGUGUGUCAUGGCAGCAAAAAUGGGAGCCAAAACUGCCAUGGUUGCAAAGGUUGGGGAUGACACAUUUGGACAUGAGACCAUCAAGAAUUUUCGGAAUUGCAGUGUUUUAACAGACUUUAUUGCAAUCACCCAAGAAGCUGCUACAGGGGCUGCUCCAAUUGCUGUUGACGAUGAAGGUCAGAAUUCCAUCAUCAUUGUAAGUGGAGCCAAUUUGUUACUGACUCCCUAUGAUGCUGAGAAAGCUCUCAGCGCCAUCAAAGCCACUAAAGUUCUUUUGUGCCAACUAGAGGUUAAUCCUGAGACCACUCUAGCAGCAAUGAAAGUAGCUCAGGAAAAAGGAAUUACAACAGUACUGAACCCUGCACCAGCCAUUGCAGAUUUACACCCAGACUUUUACAAGUUCUGUGACAUUAUUUGCCCAAAUGAGACAGAGGCAGAACUUUUGACUGGUCUUCAAGUUACAAGUGUUGAAGAAGCCAAGGAUGCCGCAAAAAUACUGCUUGAGAGAGGCUGUAAAAAGGUCAUUAUCACUCUAGGAGGUCAAGGGUCACUACUAGCUCUGCCAGAUAGUGAGCCAGCACAUGUUCCAGCAAGAGCUGUGAAGGCUGUAGAUACCACGGGUGCUGGAGAUUGCUAUGUGGGUGCCCUUGCAUAUUACCUGGCUGUGAAACCUCACUUGAGCCUUGAAGAGAUGAGCCAAAAAGCUUCAUAUGUUGCAUCUAUUAGUGUGCAGUCACCAGGAACACAAACCAGCUACCCAACUAGGAAAGAUCUUCCAACUGACUUGUUUUAAAACUUGAUGAAAGUACUCUCUUUGGACGAGUAAGAUUUGACUAAUUUGGUCAGUCAUCUUUGCUAUUGUAAGAUUAAAUGGAAAAGUUAAAGGCACAUAGUAUAUUCUUUACCAAAACAUUUCAUUCACACUUCCUUGACAAUCCCUCAUCAACUUUACUUAAAUUUGAAACAAAUAGUAUUAACCUCUGACUUUACCAAAAUAAUCAUCACAGUACCAUAUAAAUCACUGGUUCAGAAUUUCAAUUCAGACUUGAACUGUUGGCCUAUUAUAGAUGUACACAUAAAGUGGCCAAUAUUACUCUGCCAACACGUUUUGUAUUUUUAAUCAUACGAUUAUGAAAAUAAGGAUGAUGUUAAUGUUGUACCCAAAAUUGGUCAUCUUGUUCUUACUUUGGACAAAUGGUUUGAUAAUGAAAUGUGUCUUUGCCUUAAACCAGGUACUGCCAUGUUACUGUUAAAGGGACCCAUAUACUGGUACUAGAAAUGCAUGUAAUGCACAUAUGGGGUUUAGUUAACCUUAUUUUCAAGUUUUGUGUGCUGCCUUUUUUAUUUUAUGCUCAUAUGAAUUUGCAUAUUUCUGAGCAAACUGUAGUGUAAUCGGAGGCACUGAACCUCAACGUUGCAUUGAUCUGAGCACACAAAAUUGCUUGAUUUUUUGUACCUUGCUGUCAAAGAUUUCCAUUUCCUUUGAAAAUUUUUCAUAUAUAUCUGGCAAUAUUAAGCCAUUGAACAACCUUUUUUCUAAAAUGUUUUCAUAGAGCAAUUUAUUGUCAUUUAGAGUACUGAAGUGAACAGGUCAUGUGCGUGUAUGUUAAAGGCAUUAGCACAAGAAUCAGGGCAUGAAUAAACACAUGUACUCCAUUUCUUUGCACUACUCUGUAGGCCUACAUUCCAAGUUCAAACGAUGUCACUCUUCGGCACUCUGUUUCUGGCAAUAAUCCAGCGAGCAACCUUUUCUCAGAAAUGUUUUCAGAGUGAAUUGGAGUCCAAAAUUUGCACAUGAAAACAUGCAAACUGAACAGUGUCUUCCUGGAUUUACAUCGCACUACAGCGCCCUCACUUAUCUAGAAAAGCUUGGUCACUUUUGAAUUUUUUUUUUAAAGUGCACUUUACCAUUCACUUAGCUUGUUAAGAGUUUCAGUCUGUUUUCAUACACUGAAGAACAGUAUAAACAUGCACAAAAAGAGAUUCUAAAUUGAUCCUUUGAACUAGUUUUACAUGUGCAUUCCAAGAUAUUUCAAAGACAAUAAAGUUAUAAGUAAAAUAAAAUUUAAUUUACAAUGUCAUGGCAAGCUGAAAUAGAAAAUAAAUAUAUGAUUUACAACCAAAUUUUAAACACAG
Acanthaster planci (crown-of-thorns starfish) is the source of this 2376-nucleotide messenger RNA. RefSeq names its product ribokinase (gene rbks). Gene Ontology annotation, biological process: D-ribose metabolic process. Gene Ontology annotation, cellular component: cytosol. Lineage: Eukaryota; Metazoa; Echinodermata; Asteroidea; Valvatida; Acanthasteridae. Gene Ontology annotation, molecular function: ribokinase activity. The record is from RefSeq and is a predicted model, not a curated record.